AUGGUUCACUACAAACUUUCUUACUUCCCAAUAAGAUUCGCUGGAGAAGUUCCACGUCAAAUAUUGGCAUACGCAGGUCAAAAUUUUGAAGAUGACAGAAUUCCACAAUCUGUUUGGCCGACGAUCAAAUCAAAAAUGCCAUUCGGUACUCUUCCAGUUCUUUAUGUUGAUGGAAAACCUCUCGGUCAAUCUCACGCAAUAUCUCGUUAUCUUGCUCGCCAAUUCGGAAUAAAUGGAAGAUGUCCAUGGGAAGAGGCUCAAGUGAACGCAAUAGCUGAUCAGUUCAAAGAUUAUUUCAAUGAGAUCCGUACUUAUAAUCUUGUCAAAAUGGGAUUUGCUGAAGGGGAUUCUGAAAAGCUCUAUGCAGAUACAUUUCUACCAAAUUUCAAGAAGAAUUUUCAAUUCUUUACAAACUUCCUGAAAUCAAGUGGUGCUGGAUUCUUGAUAGGAGAUUCAUUGACCUGGGUCGACUUGCUGAUUGCCCAACAUACAUCAGAUCUUCUGAGUGAUAGUGGAUCUGUUUUUGCUGCAAGUUCAUCAAUUUUCGAUGACUUCCCAGAACUCAAAGCUCAUCAAAAGAAGAUUCAUUCUAUUCCAAAUAUCAAGAAAUGGAUUGAAACUCGCCCCGCCACUCCACUUUAA
Messenger RNA from Caenorhabditis remanei, 642 nucleotides. RefSeq lists its product as uncharacterized. The transcript has 2 exons. The coding region runs from base 1 to 642 and encodes 213 amino acids. The record is from RefSeq and is a predicted model, not a curated record. Gene Ontology annotation, biological process: glutathione metabolic process. NCBI's taxonomy places the organism in Eukaryota, Metazoa, Nematoda, Chromadorea, Rhabditida, Rhabditidae. Gene Ontology annotation, molecular function: glutathione transferase activity.